Molecule: messenger RNA, 882 nt
Organism: Durusdinium trenchii
Lineage: Eukaryota; Dinophyceae; Suessiales; Symbiodiniaceae
Source: the annotation of a GenBank genome assembly
AUGGCGAUGUCCGAAAAGGAGCAGCUUCGGCUCUCUUGGAUGACGCAAUUCAACAAAGCUCAGCAGCACGACUCCUGGGGUCAAGUGGUUGAGGCCCAGGAGGAUUACCAGUCGAUGGCAAGCCAAAUAGCGGCCAAGCAGGGUCUGCCUUUCAUCACCUCCAAAGAAAAGGAUAUUUUGCAUCGCUUGGCCCUUUGCUUGGGUGCUCGUGCGCAGGCUUUGCGCACCUUGCACGAGAACAUCACCGUGACUGACAUGAAAUGCUUGCAACCCAUUUUCGAGGCACUCUUCACUGGUGCUGAGCCAGAUGUGUUUCCUGUCGAUGCAAGCAAAUACCAGUUUGCUGCCUCGAUGGUGAAGCCAAGUACAGAAGGCGAAAUCAUUUGUGCUGAUGCGGAGGACGAAACCUCCACUGACUGGCACCAACGGCAAGCCGUGCUGCGGACGGUCCGCGGCACGGUCGUGUGCUUUCGGAUCGAAAAGAUAGGUCUGAAAGACGCGCAGGACUACAUAGAUCCUUUCAUGACCGUCCUGGUGGCGGAUUCGCGCGCCAAUAUCUUGGAUUCAAGAGAUACGAACUUCGCAUGUGAGCGACGAGCGACGCAUGUGAUGUUCAACCAACAGGUCUACUUGAAUGUCUCCCUGGAGGACAUGGAGAGAUCGGGUGCAGCAAUAUUCUUUGAGUUCAAACACUACAAGCCCAAGAAGAAGAAAAUCUCCACGAGGUGCUGGUGUUUCAUGGAGCUCGCUGAGCUGAAGCGAGAUGAGGAAGUUGUCCUGGAAAUCUACCAUAAGCCCACUGAUCUGAAGAAGAAGAAGCUAAAUCUACAUUCUGAAAAGCCGCUAUACCUCCAUCUUUUCGCCACCUUCAUUAGCAACUGA